Anarrhichthys ocellatus (wolf-eel) is the source of this 1900-nucleotide messenger RNA. RefSeq names its product tetraspanin 14 (gene tspan14). The transcript has 8 exons. Gene Ontology annotation, cellular component: plasma membrane. NCBI's taxonomy places the organism in Eukaryota, Metazoa, Chordata, Actinopteri, Perciformes, Anarhichadidae. The record is from RefSeq and is a predicted model, not a curated record. Bases 1 to 789 code for a protein of 262 amino acids.
AUGGCUUUGCCGGUUUUAAGGGUGUUGAUGCUGAUAUUGAGCUCUUCAGGGGAGAACGGCUUGCUGGCUGGAGUUGCCUUUAUUGCAGUUGGUUUCUGGGCAUGGAGUGAAAAGGGGGUCCUGUUGGAUCUCACCCAGGUGACACGGCUACAUGGUUUCGACCCAGUCUGGUUGGUCCUGGUGGUCGGCGGAGUCACCUUCAUCCUGGGCUUUGCCGGCUGUGUGGGAGCUCUAAGAGAAAACAUCUGUCUCCUAAAGUUUUUUUCCGGUGUAAUCGGCUUCAUCUUCAUCCUGGAGCUCACGGCUGCCGUUCUGGCCGUGGUGUUUCAGAGUCAGGUCAGAGAAUGGAUCAAUGACUUCUUCUUGGCAAACGUGAAAGGAUACAGAGACGACAUUGACCUGCAGAACCUCAUCGACUCUCUGCAGAGGAUGAACCACUGCUGUGGAGCUCAGGAACCUAACGACUGGGAUCUAAAUGUUUAUUUUAGCUGUAAUGGAACCCAUCGCAGCAGAGAGAAGUGUGGAGUUCCUUUUUCCUGCUGCAUCACUGAUCCUGCUGACUCGGUGCUGAACACUCAGUGUGGAUACGACGUGAGAAACAGACCGACGGAGGAGUGGAUGGAUCACAUCUACAAUAAAGGCUGCAUUGCUGCGUUGGAGGACUGGUUACCUGGGAACCUUUACACGGUGGCCAUCGUCUUCAUCGUCAUCUCUCUGCUGCAGAUGGUGGGGAUCUACCUGGCCAGGACUCUGAUCUCGGACAUCGAGAAGGUCAACUUCAGCUACUGAUGCCACACGCACAAGGGGCGGGGCCUCCGCCAGGUGGACCUGGUUUCUUCAGAUGUGCCUUCUUCUUCUUCAGUAACUCUGCUGUACCUGCCUUCACUUCCUGUCUUCAUCUUCUGAUGACCUCGUUGCUGUGGUUACUGAAAACAUGGCCUUCUGUUGAAUCUUUUUUAUGUUGUUUUGUCUCUGAGAGCUUCGUCUGUUCAGUGCCUCCUUCAUCAUCAGUUUUCAUCACACAGACGAUGAAGCUCUGCACCAGGCUGCCUUCACUUAUCCUGCCGUUUUUAGAAUGAACACACUUCAGUGCCUCCUUCAUCAUCAUCUUCAUCUUCAGGUUUACGCCUUCAUCAUCAUCAUCAUCUUCAGGUUGACAUCAUCAUCAUCUUCUUCAUCUUCAGGUUGAAUUCAGGUCUUCUUUUGAGUCCUGAAAUGAUUCAGUUUACUGCAGAAUAAGACGAAUGUAUGAUUGAUAAAUGAUGAUUAAUUGAUUAUCAAAAUGUGAAAACUAAUUGAAACACGUCUUUUAGAGGCGGGGCCAUCGAUGGCUCGAGCUCUCUCAUUGGACAACUGAAGGUUCAGACCAAAGAAGAAGAAAAGGAGCAGAAGGGGAGUUCUUAGUCGUUAGCUUCCAUACGAGCUACAAGCUAGCAGACAGAUGGCUAGUUAGCUAGCUUGCUAAUUGAUGCUAACAUUGUCAUGGGGACAGAACCCCACCCCACCCCCGCUCACACUUUCUGUCACCGUGACAACGUACAGCGAUGACCAGUGAAAAGGGUUCUAGGUUCUACUCCUGUUCUAUUUCUACGGUUAGGAUUAGACAUUUAGAUACCACAGAAGAAAAAUCCGAGUUCAACUGAAUAAAGUUUCGGUUUAAAUGUUUUGUAUGAAUAAAGACUUUUGAGAUGUUUGAACCGAUGAGAACAAUCCAGAGAAGAUUCUGAGUUAUUGUUUGAAUUUUCUGCUUUCAUUGAUUUCUUAUUUUCUGUUUGUGAAUUAAUGAUUUAAUUGGAUUUUUUGUGUUUGAGCUUUAUUCUGAUGGGAUUUUGUUUAUAUAUAAAAGUGAAUUUUUUAUGUCUUUUUAUAUUCAUCAUAAUAAAAGUGAAGUUUGUUCUGA